Molecule: messenger RNA, 2134 nt
Organism: Athene cunicularia (burrowing owl)
Lineage: Eukaryota; Metazoa; Chordata; Aves; Strigiformes; Strigidae
Gene: MISP
Product: mitotic spindle positioning
Exons: 5
Coding region: 311-2134 (607 amino acids)
Source: RefSeq, a predicted model, not a curated record
CCUGCGCGGCCUCCCCGGGGGUGGGGACCCCUGCCCCGACGGCUCCCCCAGACACUUGGCUGCUCGGAGCCUCCUGCCCACAGAGCACAGGGAGGAAUUCCAGGCCGAGGGGGAUGCGGUGCCGCUGCCUCUGCAUGCCACGAGCUGGUGCUGCGGGUGGCCGGUGGUCCCUCCUUGCCUGGUGCGCACGGGCCAGCCAGGUCCUGCCCCUUGUCCUCACGUGAACCAGGAGCCCCAGGGUGGACACUGAGCAGCAUCCCCGGCCCAGGGCGAGGGCAGCAGAGGGUUGAACGGCGGCUCCAGCCAGGAGAUGGACAGAGUCACCAGGCACCUGGUCUUCCAGCUCCCCCAGCCCUCGCACAAGCACGACUCUAAUGAUGCUCCCCAGGCCGGUGCAUGGGCAGAGCAGAGGGCCGACAGCGACGACGACGUCUUUGGCCCUGCUCAACACAGCAGCCAGCGGGUGGAAAAUGGCUAUGGCUGGAAAACAAGGUCAAAGUCACCCUCAUACUUCCUGGAUGGUGGAAGAGAUGUCUGGACCCCGUCCCCGGACAGGGAGUCCAAGCUGGAGGUGGUGAGGUCAGGAAGCCUGUACGACCUCAGGGCCUACAGAGGUGAGAGGAAACCCUCAAAGCUUUACGAUGAGGACGAGCAGGAACAGUGUAGGGUCCCUCCACCAAACAUCUCGCCUGAGAAAGCCAAGGAGCUGGAGGAGGAGAGGAAGGAGGUCAUCCGGAACCAGGUGAUGAGGAAGAGCUCCACCAUGGCUGAGAGGUGGAGCUCCAUGGAUGAGCUGAGCUCCAUAAACACCAGCACGAGCAGCUUCACCAGCAGCUUUGCCAUGUGCUUCAACAAGCCCUCCUCGGGGAGGGCAGGGACGCCUGUUGACCCUGAAAAUAUCGACACAGAGCAGAUCAACUUCACCGCUGCUCGGCAGCAGUUCCUGAUGCUGGAGAAGACCAACCCAGGCUCUUUUUUCAGCCCAGGGCUACAGGCCCUGUCUCCAAAGCCAGAGUCAAUGACAAAAGUCUCCAGGCAAGAGUGGCCGAGUCCUGAGACGGCCACGAAGGCUGCGAGAGGUUACGGUAGUGCUGGUGCAUCCAGCCAGAGCAGGACGGACAAGACUGUUUAUCAGGUUUAUAGUGUGUCCUACAACACACCUGCGAAGGAGGAGGUUUAUGCUCCCAGAAGCGCUGAUACUGAAAAGUCGUAUCCCACCACGAAAAUGUCCAGCUUGACUAAAGCAUCUUCCAGAGAGGACCUGGACUCUGGCUUGGGCGAGAUGUAUAAUGAGGCCAGCGUGGGCUAUGCCAGCGAUGGAAGCACAUCCAGUGAGAUCGUCAACGGCCUUGUGGGUCUGAGGGCCGGCAGCAACGGCCUGGACAAGGGGAUGAAGUUUGGCAAUGAGACACCCAUCGAGCGGGAGAUCCGCAUGGCCAUGGAGAGGGAGGAGAACCUCUGGAAGGAGAGGGGCAUCCAGCGGCUGACCUCCAGCAGCGAGCUGGUGGAGAUCAAGACCAAGCCUCUCCUCUCCAUGGACGCCUCUCCCAGCCCUGGCAGGAAAGGGAAGGACAAAGGCCACGCUUCCCGUUAUGUCCAGAGGGAAAUUGAGCAGGAAAUCAAGCGCGAGGAAGAUCUGAGGAAGCAGGGGAGGCUGCUGGGGACGUAUGACCGGGGGACGCAGCAGGAGCUGGACGAGCGCCGGAGGGUGUUCGAGCAGGAGGAAGCCCCCCCGCAGAAGCCCACCCCCCCGAGGAAGGUAGAGGAGCGGAGGGGCUGGGUCAGUGAGUCUGUGGCGGAGCAGCCCACGAGCCACGGCCCCUGCCCCGCAGGAGACACGAGGGGUGGCAGAAGCCCUCCCAGCCGCACGGCGCCGCCGGCCAGAAGAGCCAGGACCAGCCCCUGGUGUCCCGGCACGUUUCCGCCAGCACCAGCAAAUGGGGGAGCGAGGAGUCCUGGGGCUCCCCCGCGGCCCGGGGGCUGCCCCCGCGCCCUGACUGUGAGGCAGCAGCCCCCCGCUAAGGAGCUUUGGGGGGGACUCGAGAGGAAAGCGAAGCCCGAGCCGGUGGCUGCCCGCGGCGGGGCCAGUUCUGACAAAGCGUUUGGCUACAACGACCUCAUUAGGAAACCAUGA